This is a messenger RNA of Chiloscyllium plagiosum (whitespotted bambooshark), 856 nucleotides long. Lineage: Eukaryota; Metazoa; Chordata; Chondrichthyes; Orectolobiformes; Hemiscylliidae. The record is from RefSeq and is a predicted model, not a curated record.
AUGGGGCCAGAGGGACAGAUCAGGACACUAUCCACUGGGCCAGAGGGACAGGCCAGAGGGCCAGGACAGGACACCAUCCACGGGACCAGUGGGACAGGCCAGGACACCUGCCACUGGGCCAAAGGGACAGGCCAGAGGGUCAGGCCAGGACACCAUCCACGGGGCCAGAGGGACGGUCCAGAGGGUCACCAUCCACGGGGCCAGAGGGACGGUCCAGAGGGUCAAGCCAGGACACCAGCCAAGGGACCAGAGGGACGGGCCAGGACACCAUCCACGGGGCCAGAGGGACGGGCCAGGACACCAUUAAAUGGGCCAGAGGGCCAGGCCAGGACACCAUCCACGGGGCCAGAGGGACGGUCCAGAGGGCCAGGCCAGGACACCAGCCAAGGGGCCAGAGGGACAGGCCAGGACACCAGCCACGGAGCCAAAAGGCCAGGCCAGGACACCAUCCACGGAGCCAAAAGGCCAAGCCAGGACACCAGCCAAGGGACCAGAGGGACGGGCCAGGACACCAUCCACGGGGCCAGAGGGACGGGCCAGGACACCAUCCAAUGGGCCAUGGGGCCAGAGGGCCAGGACAGGACACCAGCCACAGAGCCAGAGGGCCAGGCCAGGACACCAUCCACUGGGCCAGAGGGACGGUCCAGGACACCAGCCACAGGGCCAGUGAGACAGGCCAGGACACCAUCCAGGGGCGAAUGUGAUUACAUUGAUAUUAGAAAACAAACUUGAUUUAUCCAAGCUUUUUUAAAACAAAGUACACUCAAAUUUAUACUGCAGAUUACUUAUACAGUAUUUUAAGAAAUGUUUUCCAAAGAAAAUGUUUACCAUAAUAACAAAUCUUUCAGCAUCAUUA